Messenger RNA from Cyclocybe aegerita, 1083 nucleotides. Lineage: Eukaryota; Fungi; Basidiomycota; Agaricomycetes; Agaricales; Hemipholiotaceae. The record is from the annotation of a GenBank genome assembly.
AUGGCCACCCAAGCUGGUGGGGAGAGCAUGACCUUCCAGUUCUACGGCAGCGCGCUACAGCUCGUCGGCGCGAAGCGCGACAACCACGCCAACUGCCAGGCGCAGGUCGACAACGCACAGCCCAUCACCACAUCCGGGUUCGCCUCCCGCCCGCAGUUUAACCAGACGCUCUUUACGUACAACCUCGAUUUGGCGCAGCAUACUUUCCGCUUGACAAAUGUGGACGCUGGGAAGUUCUUGGAUGUUGAUUAUGUUGCAGUUAGGACGAGUGUUGGGCAGCCAGACGAGAGGUUGAUCGUGAAUAACUUCGACGCGUCCCAUCCUUCCUUCGCUUUCGCACCUCCAACCUCUUGGACAAUUCCCAGCGCCUUGAGCGGCACUCUGUUUGGAAGUAACGGAAGGGCGACCAUCGAUUCCGCCGCAUCAGCGCAAUUUACUUUUCAAGGGAUGCUGUGGCACUUUACGGUCCCGUUGGACCCAGCAGCUGCAACAGCUACUCGGUACAGACCAUCUCAAUUGAUGUUCUACGCGGGAAACCUUGGGCAGGGAUCCCAUACCGUCCGAGUUGCUCCUGGUACUGGGUGUGGAAUACUUGCGAUUGACUCAGCGGUGGUCUACACGGCCCCUUCACUCGGAGGAAGUUUUUCUGCCGUCGAUUCUGCCAGCGUGCAUAGAGAAUUACCCACAUCGGUGGCCGCUGGUCUCGCCUUAGCUUGCACCAUCGCAGUACUUGCGACUUUCUGCAGUCUGUACCUCCUAUGGCGCUACCGAGUCCAAUGGCGCACAGGUGGUAUCGACGAAAAGGACGGCGAACAAGCCUCUGUUCACCCAUUCGCCUCUCCAGUCACAGACACCUCGACUGGCAGGCCGUAUAGUGUUCACUCUGAAUCUGAGUUGACCCACCAGCAAAGCUGGUCCGUCUCGUCGCAUGGCUCUACCAUUAUGUUACGUCCCCCACAGAUGCUGGAGCCGAAUAGGCAACGAGACACGAAGACCGGAGUUCAGGAGGCGGUCCAGCAGCGGGACUUCCCUCCACCACCUGCGUACCAGCCUGGGUCCGCUCGAUACGGACAAAGCUUCUGA